AUGCGCACGCACACACCGUACGGCUUCAAACUGGCGCAUCGGUUGUCAAUGCUCCUGUCGAUGCGCGUAUUCAGAGGGUGUCGGCUGACAAUAGGCGGGACGGUUGCGCAGGCGAUGCCUGUCUUGCCCCCUUCUCCCCUCAAGCGUCUGCGAAUGGCUGCGCUGGCCCCCGUAGCCCCUUCUACCAUUGAUAUAGACUGCGACGCUUACCAGAUGGGUGUUGGAGACGAUGAUUGGGAGGAGGGUCAGGCUGCUUUUGGCGCUGACCAAACUCCUCGGGUUCUUCGACCAGCGGCUUGGAACGGCAGUUGUUUUGUGCGGCAUUCUUUGAAGGCGCUUGGCCUUCGGAUUCAACUUGGUCACCCUCCGCUUCAAUCAUGCGACAGACCUAUUGCAGGCCGGGACGACUUCGUGCUCCUUCACCAUGGGGGCGUUCUAAACGUCUCGGUGGAUUUCUGUGGAUGCCACCUCUCGGGCGACCCCUGCUACAUCCAACUCUUGCGGGCCGGUAUGUUCCCCGCUAGCACCGAUGUCCCGAGAACUUGCGCAACCUUUUCCUGCCUGGAUCGUUACCACUCCCUCACCCUUCAAGGAAAGAUCACUGGGUACGACUACUAUAAGUCGUUGGAAGCAUUGACCGAUGCGACUGGCCUCAAACCCCCAGACCGAUACCAGGUCUUUCUCCGAAUGGCACGACAAUAUCGGCAUUUAUUGUUGGUCAAAAGAGGCGGGCGUGGAUACGACCAACGCGGAGUUUUGGGGACGACGCCCGGCGAGCUAGCUGUUAUAUGCCCAGCAUGUCCUCGACCUGGGGUCAAUUUGCCCACCGAUUGGGCGAAGGCAUCUCCUGCCCAAGCGUAUGCGUCUUUUAUGCCGCAUUUCCUUGCUCAUGGUCGUUUUCAGUGGCCUCUAUGUUUUCUUUCUCGCCAUCGAACGUUGGCGGGAACCACGGGCUCUGAUGCUGAAAUGGAGGAGGCCCUUCGGAUAGAGUGGGCCAAAGCCUACGCUCGAGUUCGGAGAUGGGACGAAGAGGUCAACCUUUUGCAGGAGGAAUGGCGGCGCCUCCCGGAAUCCUUUGCUCACGAAGAGAACCUGUGGGCUCAAAGAGCGAUAUCGGUGCCUGUCGGACAGAUCCCUUCUGCAGACGCUGAGGGAAUGGUGGCGUACACCGGUCAAGCAUGUUGCUUUAUACCGAAGCCUAGCGAGGAGGGCAGAGAGGUUAUGAUGAGCUGGGGCAGCAUCACCGAGGAGACCGAAGAGGCCAGCAUUAACACUGAUGGGGACAUCGAAAAGGAUGAAGACGAUUUGGAGGACGGCAACGUCACCGACGAGGACCUGUUGUUGACAGGGGAGGUGGACGAUUGGUGA
Mycena indigotica is the source of this 1368-nucleotide messenger RNA. Its product is annotated as CxC2 domain-containing protein. NCBI's taxonomy places the organism in Eukaryota, Fungi, Basidiomycota, Agaricomycetes, Agaricales, Mycenaceae. The record is from RefSeq and is a predicted model, not a curated record. The coding region runs from base 1 to 1368 and encodes 455 amino acids. The transcript is spliced from 4 exons.